GGCAGUCAUAGCAGCGGUACUCCUUAUUUCCUGCAUUAUAAAUACUCAUGCAAAAGUGAGUAUAGAACAGAAGAACCCGCUAGCCACCCACCAGACGCAUUUAGCGACAAUGCAGAGCAUUCACAAACAGCCCGCACAUCAUCAUGGCCACCACCACAAGGUACAAAUAGUGACCGAACAACAACAACAAAGACUGCAGCAAAUGCCACAACUACAACGUCGACAGCGUCGUCUUGGCACAUUCACCAAGUCUGAUACUACCUCGGCUGUUGAAUCGAUAUAUAACAGAACUAGAAGCAGCCUGAUCGCUUCACCAGCAUUGCUGCAAAAGGCGACGCGACUCCGCCGUUUGAGCGCGCGGGAUUAUUACAACAACAACAACAACAACGCAGUGCAGCGUCGUCUCCACAACCAUCGAGGCAAUUCGGAGUGGAAAUACCAUGUCUACAAUGUGCAUAGCAACACAUAUGAAUCGCCGACAGGUAUGUCUGGUCCCGGCGCCGUAACGAUAGCUGGCGGCAGUGGCAAGGGGGACGACAACACCAACGACGUGGAGUUUAUCAGUNGCCUUGGGUUUAUGCCGCCACACACAACCACUGCGCCGUCGACACAUGCCCCUCCACCCUUAGUGCCGCCUCGACGCGGCUAUGUCACAGCUGCGUCGCCUAGUCAAAGCGCUGCUGAUCUGCCACACACCACAGAUGCAACGAAAGUAAGGAAUGGCGUCGAUGUGAAGGAAAUGGAAAA
This is a messenger RNA of Rhagoletis zephyria (snowberry fruit fly), 747 nucleotides long. RefSeq lists its product as uncharacterized. The record is from RefSeq and is a predicted model, not a curated record. NCBI's taxonomy places the organism in Eukaryota, Metazoa, Arthropoda, Insecta, Diptera, Tephritidae.